Messenger RNA from Camponotus floridanus (Florida carpenter ant), 402 nucleotides. RefSeq lists its product as uncharacterized. The record is from RefSeq and is a predicted model, not a curated record. The transcript has a single exon. Gene Ontology annotation, molecular function: catalytic activity. NCBI's taxonomy places the organism in Eukaryota, Metazoa, Arthropoda, Insecta, Hymenoptera, Formicidae. Bases 1 to 402 code for a protein of 133 amino acids.
AUGACCGACAACCAUCGCCUCCUACAGGCGAACUUGAACCAUUCCGCCAGGGCGCAGGACCUUCUACUCCAAACCCUGGCAGAGUGGAACAUAGACCUGGCUGUGGCGGCCGAGCCGUACCGCGUCCCUGCUAAGUCCAAUUGGAUAGGCGACGCGGACGGCUCGGUUGCAAUCAUCGGGAAGAGCAGCGCAGACGCCAUCCCCCUGACUCUGCUGAGCAGGGGAGGCGGCUUUGUAGCCGCUAAAUGGGGGGAAAAUGCCGUGGUGGGGGUGUAUUUUUCGCCUAACCGCGACCAGGCCGAAUUCCGGGCAUACCUGGACCGGGUGGCGACAGCUAUACGUCGCCAACUACCCGGUCCAGUGCUAGUAGCGGGGGACCUCAAUGCCAAGUUGGCGGAAUGA